Messenger RNA from Triticum turgidum subsp. durum (durum wheat), 1479 nucleotides. The record is from the annotation of a GenBank genome assembly. NCBI's taxonomy places the organism in Eukaryota, Viridiplantae, Streptophyta, Magnoliopsida, Poales, Poaceae.
AUGGACUUCGCCAAGGAAGUUGUCGUUCAGGCGGCGCUGUCCGAGAUCCUUGGCCGCAUCUUCUCCUCCCUGCUAGACGGCCUUCGCCGGCCGACCGACGGUGGCGCCAGGGACGCGCACCGCCGGCGGCUGGAGCGGUUGCUUGGCAGUAUUGGCAGCAUGGUCGAGGAGGCGGAAGGGCGGCACAUCAACAACCACCAACUGCUCGGCCACCUCAAGGUCCUCACCGAGGGCAUGUACCGCGCCCGCUUCGCCCUCGAGGCGGCCGACCUCGACGACGCCCAUGACGCCGACGCCACGGACGACGACGGUGACCACAUCGUCCGGCGCCGCUCGCUCGCGCUGCUCUCGCCGUUCAACAGGGCGAAGCGUUCCCGCAUCACGAGCCUGAUCUGGGGAGCUGGCGCUGGCGCCGGGGACAACGACGGUGGGUCGAUGCAGAGGUUGGCGGCCGCCAGCGAAGAGCUGGAGGGCCUGACGCACGACUGCACGAGGGAGUUCGUGCUUCUCGUCCAGGGGUACCCGCGCAAAGUGCACCGGGCGGUGCGGACGACGCUGUACAUGGACCGCUGCGUGUUCGGACGGCACGUCGAGACGGAGCGCAUCGUCGACUUCCUCCUGCAGCAACAUGGCGGAUACCUGAGCGCGCUCGCCGUCGUCGGCGCCAAGAAGGUCGGGAAGACCACGGUUGUCAAGCACGCCUGUGGGGACGAGCGCGUGCGGGGCCACUUUGCGCGCGUCGAGUGGUUCGAGACGCCAGAAGUCGUGAAGGCGGGAGGCCAGCCGGGGCAGACCGCGUGGGAGAGCGACGGACCGGAGUAUCUCGCCGGCGUGCGCCGCAUCAUCAGCGAGCCGCGGGAAGGCCGAUCGCUCCUCGUGUUCGACGACGCCUGGCCGGUCGACGCGUCGGCCUGGCGCGAGCUCGCAUCGUCGACCACCACGGGCGCGGGCGACUGCAAACUCAUCUUCACGUGCCGCGACGCCGACCUCGCCCGGGACAUGAGCACGGCGGCGGAGCCGGUGGUGCUGGGCAAGGCCCCGAUGGAGGAGUACUGGUACUACUUCAAGGCGUUCGCGUUCGGCGGCGGUGCGGACCCCAGGGACCACCCUCGGGCCGCGGCGGUCGGCCGGGAGAUCUGCGAGCGGCUCGACCGCACGUACCUCGACGCCAGGGUGCUGGGUGGGCUGCUCGGGGCCAACCUCGGCGACGCACCGUUCUGGCGCCGCAUGCUGGCGGCCCUCGCGCGGUGCGAGCGGCGGCCGCUGCACGUCGGCGUCCUGCUCGAGCUCCUCCCCGUGAACGGCAGGAGGCUGCAGUCGUACGGCUACUGCCGGAGCCCGCCGAAUGUCACCGUGCAGGACGUGCUCGGCGGGAGGGCCAGCGGCGGCUCCGAUGAGGAUGGCUCGAUGACCGUCCAUCUCUGCAGGGAGACGCUGUACAUGGAUCACUGGUACAGCAUCACUUUCAAGAAGUACUAG